AUGUUGUCUUCGGUUGAGAUUUCGUCGGAAGCAUUAUAUCGAGUCGACAGUAGUCUCGUUUGUGUUGUUAUUGUUUUUCAUCUUUCUGUUUUUGCCUUUUCCCUUUGUUCGUCAUUAUCUUCUUUGUUUGACAUUUUAUUUUUUAUUUUUCAUCGCCUCACUUAUUUUCUUCACCCUUUUUUUAAUCUUAUUCCUUUCUCUUUUUUCUUUAUCUUGUCUUCUAUUUUAUUUCUUUCUUUAUCUAAUUCCUUUCCUUUCACUUUUCUUCUUUUCUUUUUUCUUUCUUUCUUUCUUCUUUAUCUUAUUCUGUUCGCUUCCCUUCCUUUUUCUUUUUUUUUCCUUUUUUUUCUUCAUCUUAACUCUUUAUAUUCUUUUCUGUUUUCUUUUUUUUCUUCUAUAUCUUUAUCUUCUUCGUAUUUCAAGUUCUUUUUUCUUCAUCGUCUCUCCUUUAUUUUAUUCUGUUCGCUUCCCUUCUUUUUUUCUUUUUCUUAUCUUCUUUUUUCAUUUUUCUUCUUUAUCGUCUGUCUUUUUGAUUCUCCUUCUUUAUCCUAUUCCUUUCUCUUCUUUUACUCCUUUUUUCUUAUUCAUCUUAUUCCCUUUACGUCUUUUCCUUUUUCUUCUCUUCUUCUUUUUCUAAUGCAUUUCUUUUCUGCUCUUUUUAUUUCUUUUUUUUCUUUUACGUUUUCUUCUUUUUUCCUCUCUUUAUUAGACUUUGUUUCUUUUUCUAUUGUCUUCAUUUUUCCCCUCUUUAUUUGUCUUUGUUUCUUUAUCGAUUCUCUUCUAUUUCCCUUUACGUUUUCUUCAUUUUUUUCCUUUCUUUAUUCGUCUUCGGAUGUUUUUUUUUCUUGUGUCUUCUUUUUUCCUUUACGCUUUCUUCCUUUUCAUCUUUAUUCUUCCUUCUUUGUUCUUGUUUUUCCUUUUUAUUCUUUUACUUUUGCCUUUUUUUUUCUUCUCGCUAAGCUUUUCCUUCUCUUUGUUCUAUUUAUUCUUAUCUCUCUUCAUAUUUACAGUGUUCUUAUUCUAUUGUAUCGUCCAUCGCAUUCUGUUGACAUCUUGUCCUCCUUUUUCCCUUUAUUAAUCUUUCUUUUCUUCAUUACAUUUCGUUCCUUCUCUCUCUCUCUCUCUCUCUCUCUCUCUCUCUCUCUCUAUCUAUCUAUCUAUCUAUCUAUCUAUCUCUACCGCGGACUUCCCGCUUUUUCGGCUUCGCACAUUAGCAAACAAGUUGGCCUAACGCCAACCAGGUCGUCUGCUUUUUGUGUUCAUAUCCUCUCUACCUACAUAUCUAUCUAUCUAUUACAGUGGGUUCAUAUAGUAUCCUAUCUAUCUAUCUAUCUAUCUAUCUAUCUAUCUAUCUAUCCGCAUCACUGUCUAUCACUCACAUAUCAUAACUCCCUAACUGAUAUUCUAUCUAUCUAUCUAUCUAUCUAUCUAUCUAUCUAUCUAUCUAUCUAUCUAUCUAUCUAUCCGUAUAACUUAUCUUCAUAUCCUCUCUACCUAUAUAUCUAUCUAUCUAUUACAGUGGGUUCAUAUAGUAUCCUAUCUAUCUAUCUAUCUAUCUAUCUAUCUAUCUAUCUAUCUAUCCUCUUUUAUGAUAUCUAUCUAUCUAAUUAUCUAUCUAUCUAUCUAUCUAUCUAUCUAUCUAUCUAUCUAUCUAUCUAUCUCUUCUUCUCACGUGAUAUCAAUUCCUUAUUCUUUUUCUUUCAUUACCCUUUUUUUCUCACUAGUCUUAUUAUCCUCUUUCAUUCCCGCCAAUCCUGGGUUAUUUUUUUGUUAGGAUUUCAUCUAUUUCGCAAAUACUAUACAAUUGAUUCGACUGCGUUGCCUCAAUUUAGUCGUUAUCUUCUUCUUCUUUUUCUUCUUCUUCUUCUCUACCUCAUCCUCCUCCUCUUUCUUCUUCUUCCUUUUCUUCUUGUCCUCCUCCUCCACUUUCUUCUUCUUCUCCACCCCCUCCUCCUCUUCCUUCUUCUUCAUCUUCUUCUUCUCCACCUAAUCCUCCUCCUCUUUCUUCUUCUUCCUUUUCUUCUUGUCCUCCUCCUCCUCUUUCUUCUUCUUCUCCACUUCCUCCUUCUUUUUCGUCUUCUCUCCUCCUCCUUCUUCUUCUUCACCUCCUCCUCCUCUUUCUUCUUCUUCCUUUUCUUCUUGUCCUCCUCCUCCUUUUUCUCCAUCUCCGCCUCCUUUUUCUUAUUCUCCUCCUACUUCUUCUUCUUCUUCUUCUUCUUCUUCUUCUUCUUCUUCUUCCUCUCCUCCUUCUUCCUCUUAUUCUUCUUCUUCUUCCUCUCCUCCUUCUUCCUCUUAUUCUUCUUCUUCUCCUCCUCCACCUCCGCCUCCUCCUUUUCUUCUUCUUCUUCUUCUUCUUCUUCUUCUUGUCCUCCUCCUCUUCCACCUCCGCCUCCCCCUUUUUUCUUCCUCUUCUUCUUCUCAACCUCCUCUUCCUUCCUCUUCUUUUUCUUCUUCUUCUUCUUCGUAUCGUGGCCCUUCAGUACGUAG
This is a messenger RNA of Acanthosepion pharaonis, 2487 nucleotides long. NCBI's taxonomy places the organism in Eukaryota, Metazoa, Mollusca, Cephalopoda, Sepiida, Sepiidae. The record is from the annotation of a GenBank genome assembly.